CUGAAAAGUACUCCAGCCUCGAGUAUUUGGAUAUGCAACUGAAAUGAACACAUAAGCCUAUUAAGGGAGUUAAUUUAAUUAAGAGCCAUCGCAGGGGUAUUAGCUUCAAGGUGUAAAGCCAUAGUGUGAAUAUGUUUUAAUCAUGAAGCGUGCAAAUUAUACCGUGUCGCAUUUUUAACAAUUUGCUGGUAAUGUGGAUGAGACUAUCUAAAAAUGUGCGUGCAACUUUGAACGACAAUCACAUCAUUUACCAUGAAGCGGAUUUUGAUUAUAGUUCUGUGUUGUGUCUGUUCCGUUUUCGCUACCAAUACUGUCCUUUGCAGAAAAAACGAAACAACCAGAUAUCAAAGGGAAUAUGUGGAAGAAACAAGUUUAUCACUCAGAGACAUACUGCCUUUGAAACCAAAGCAGUAUGACAAAAAUCGAGCCCCAAAGCCAUUAGGUCAGCCGACAAUCGUUUAUUUCCACGUUACCGUUUUAUCACUAGACUCAAUCAAUGAGGAAUCUAUGGCAAACAUUAAAUGGCUUAUAGCUCGGAAACAACUAACCCUGAAGAAGAAAAAAAUCGUCUUUUUUUGUAAUGAUUUAAGAGGGAAGAUGAUUUACAAAAUUGACCAAAAUGUGGCCAGGUCAGACACACUCAAUUCCAUCCAGCGCUUGGUCUACUAUAGACCUACGUAACGGACAUUUUCCUGGCACAAAGUUGGAGAGAUCCUAGAUUACGACUGCCAGAAAAUAUGAGCGAAGAAUACAGAAUUUUGGAUGUCGAAUGGUUGCAUAGCAUCUGGAGACCAGACUGCUUCUUCAAAAACGCGAAGAGCGUCACAUUUCACGAAAUGACUAUACCUAACCACUAUCUUUGGCUAUAUCAUGAUAAAACUUUACUUUAUAUGUCCAAGUUAACUCUGGUCCUGUCUUGUGCAAUGAAGUUCGAAACGUAUCCCCACGAUACACAGAUAUGUACAAUGAUGAUCGAAAGCUUAUCCCAUACAGAUCACGACUUGGUGUUCAUUUGGAACAUGACAGAUCCGUUAGUAGUGAAUCCAGAGAUCGAACUACCGCAAUUGGACAUAUCUAACAACUACACGACGGAUUGCACGAUCGAGUACAGCACAGGCAACUUUACAUGUUUGGCGGUCGUGUUCAACUUGAGACGUAGACUUGGCUACCAUCUGUUCCACACGUACAUACCAUCGGCGCUGAUUGUCGUCAUGUCAUGGAUAUCUUUCUGGAUCAAGCCGGAAGCGAUACCAGCCAGGGUUACCUUAGGAGUUACAUCGCUGCUAACAUUAGCUACUCAGAACACCCAGUCUCAACAAUCCCUUCCUCCCGUGUCGUACGUGAAAGCCAUCGACGUUUGGAUGUCCAGUUGUUCAGUGUUCGUGUUUAUGUCUUUGAUGGAAUUUGCGGUUGUGAACAACUACAUGGGACCCGUUGCUACUAAGGCUAUGAAGGGCUAUUCAGAUGAAGACAUUAGCGUUGAUGUGAGCGACUAUAGGGUAGGUUUGCCUACUAAAGUGAUCCUGCAGGAUAUGGAAAGGCCUAGAUACAGCACAGUUAGUCAACCACAAUACGAUACGUUUUGCAACGGAAGAAGCAUAGCACUCUGUAUAGAUCAGUUUUCCAGAUUCUUUUUUCCAUUUUCAUUUUUAAUAUUGAAUGUAGUAUAUUGGUCAACUUUUCUUUGACGACAUAUUUUACAUGUGAAACAUUAGCACAAUGAAAGUGGUUAGAAUAAAAAAUGUGUU
This is a messenger RNA of Acanthoscelides obtectus, 1748 nucleotides long. The record is from the annotation of a GenBank genome assembly. Lineage: Eukaryota; Metazoa; Arthropoda; Insecta; Coleoptera; Chrysomelidae.